Molecule: messenger RNA, 485 nt
Organism: Tupaia belangeri chinensis (Chinese tree shrew)
Lineage: Eukaryota; Metazoa; Chordata; Mammalia; Scandentia; Tupaiidae
Product: 39S ribosomal protein L50, mitochondrial
Exons: 1
Coding region: 1-471 (156 amino acids)
Cellular component (GO): mitochondrial large ribosomal subunit; mitochondrion
Source: RefSeq, a predicted model, not a curated record
AUGGCGGCAUUGUCAGUGUCUGGCAUUUCCGGAAAAGGCUUUACCUGGCCAGUCUCCAGGGCGCCACACAGAGCAUUUUGGUCUCCAUCCAGAAAAGAAAAAGAACAUGUGGUGACUGAGACAGUAGAAGAAGUGAAGAAAGAACGUAUCCUGGUGUGCCCACCUUUAAUUGACAUACCACCUGAAGAUCUCCAGAGUCGUUUGGAAUCCCGUGUUAAGGAAGUUUUUGGUUCAUCUGUUCCCACUAAUUGGCAGGAUGUCUCCUUGGAAGAUGUUCAUCUGAAGUUGAAUCUCUUAGCACAUUUAGCUGAUGAGUUGGACCAUGCAGUGCCUAACUCCAGGCUUCACCAAAUGUGUAGGAUCAAGGAAGUUCUUGACUUCUACAGUGCCCCUGUUCAAGAUAGAUCUAAAUUUGAUGAACUUAAUGCCAGUAAUCUGCCUCCAAAUUUGAAAAUCACUUGGAAUUACUGAGCAAUUCAGAAGAG